AUGGCCUCAGAAGCAACGACAGAUAGCGUGCCAUUGACAGCCGACGGAGCAGCCGAAGCAUCAACUUCGGCGCUUCCGAACGGGUCAUCAACAGCUGCUCCCGGUGCGGAAGGGCCGACAAUCGCGCUCUUUAAUCCCCUGUAUGGCGCCAAGGACAGCUUGCAUCAUCAAUCAGAGAAUACAGCACAGCUGCAUCCGCUCAACUCGUCCCUGCAAUCAAUCUACUCGGCGUCAAGCGCAGAUGGAAGACUGUCGCGCGAUCAAUAUCGUCAGCUCAUCGCUCAGAUCCGACAUUCCGUAUCACAAUUUGCCGCAACCAAUCCCGCUCUGCAGCCACAGCCACCGUCGACACAGAAUUCUGCCGAUGCCAGUAUAGCAAAUCAGAUGCGCCGCUACAUCUCGUUGCUCACCGAGACGUCGACACAUACCGCUGCCCUGGCGCAUUCGGUCGCUCCGAUCAAGACAGCCAAAGCCGAUUGGAAGGAUGCAGCGAGUUACACAGCAACUUCAGCACCUUUCCCACCACAGCUCCAAGCGGGCGUGUUCCGUACUGGAUCCUCCGACAAGUCUGUCUCCAGCUGGACCUGUGCUGUUGAGACGCUCGCCGCUUUGUGCCAAACACUCGAGAACGCGGCCAAAGCACUAGGCCUUGAAACAUUUUCAGAGCCUUCCUCGGAAGCGGCUGAAGUGCGGUCCGACUCGACAUCUAGCAGCACUCCAACGCACUCACUUACAUUGGGAGCCAAGAUUCUUGUCAUUGACAUCGAGCUGCACAUCCUCAACAUAGGAGAGGCUCGAGGGCUGAGUCCAAAGGCAAAGUUGAAGAUCUCUUACGCGAACGACUCUGCCGAUUCACAUCAAGCUCGCGACCCUCGUCUAGGUGCUAUCCUGGAGCGUGAUGUUCAGCUCAUCGCCGAUCAUCUGUUUGGCUCGGCCAGUUCAGACUCGCCUCAACAAGGCAGAAUCGACGUCGCUCGAGCUCUGACCAACUGGACCGACAACCUCAAGGAUUUGUUGCUCUUGGAUGAUCUCGAGGCUGCGGCGAGUCAAGCUGCGUCGUCAGAGUCCAGGUCGACGGAUCUGUUUGCGGCUAUGCAAGAUCUUUGCUCUGCUGCUGUGCGUGUAGCUGACGCCGAAGCAUCGUCCUCAAUCUCGGCAGCGGCCUUGCUCGAUCGUGGUCACGGACAUCACAAGCUGCACGGGAAGACACCAUUCCUGCAAUGCAUCUACGCGCACGAUCCCACUUCGCAACAGGAUUACACCUUGUCGCUUGGGAUACAGGCCCUAGACUUGCCCGUCGCUGAUCAGGUUGCUACGGAUACGCAAACACCUUCGUUCCCACUGUCUCAAUCAGCACACGAUAUAUUGACCUCGUACGCCGCCUCCGAUCGCUUAAAUUCUCUCGGCUCUGUUCCGUCUGCGGCAAAUCCCGAGAAGCGCAUCCCUUUGCACUUCGUGGUCCGGUUAUCGCCUCCUGCCAUCGUCACGAGGCCCACAGCUGCCAAGCUCGCCUUCAUCUGCAACCUCAAGCACCUUUCGCCUCACAACACCAACCCCGUCGCCCCAGGCGGAGACUCCACGAGUGCAACCUGGUUCGAAGACGUUCUCGCUUCGUCUUGGUCUCGCCGUCCUUCACAGCCCGAAGAGAACGCACGCAGGUCAACGAGAUGCACUUUUACACUUGCACAGACAGUUGAGAGCGUUCGCAGCACCCAGUCCCAAGGGCUGGUCAUUGACACACUCCCGCUUCUGAGUGCUCCAUUGUCGUCGCCAGAUGCCAUGGACGAUGGUAGUGCAUCCCAGGCUAGUGCUUCGCCUUUGACCAGACUCUUUGCUGCCAUCGAAGUGCUGCGAGAUGAAGUCAAGGUGACUGAGCUUAUGCAUUCGGCCAUUGCUUCGAGUGAGAGCGCUGCAGAAUUCGCAGGUAGCAGUCAGGACCAAGCGGAUGAUGUCUCACUGGACGACCUUCUCGCGUCAGCCGGAAGCGAAGAUUCUGGGAAGAUCGCCGUCACAAUCGCGUUCCGAACUCCAGUUCAGGGCGCGAUCGACGAAGCGCAACGAAAUCUCAGCCUGCAACUCGCCUUCCGCGUGAUUUCGGAUGCUGGCGCGACAGUGACAUUUGAUGCCUGCAUUUCGCCAUCCAAGACCUCCUCCGAGCUCGGCUGGUUGCUAUCUGCCGUGGCGAGGUCGGAAGCGUCGGCAAGCACCGGAAGCAACGAGGUUCACCUCGACAACUCUUCGUCAGAAGCGCAGUCGAUCGUUGCCAAGCUCGUCGAUUUCGAGUCGCUCGAGGACGUGGUGAUCGGUAUCAUCGACUGGGCUGAAAAGCAGCUCGGCUUGCAACUGAAGAAGCCAUCGGCAGCCUCCGCGAAGUUCGAUGCGCUUUCCUACGAGCAGCAAAAUGUACAUGCGAUCUACGAAACGAUCGCACCCCACUUCUCCAACACGCGUUACAAGCCUUGGCCUUUGAUACCCGCCUUCCUCAACACGAUACCUCAGGGCAGCCUAGGCGCAGAUCUCGGUUGUGGGAAUGGCAAGUACCUACCGAUCCGAUCGACGCUCGCUCUUCCAUCCGCGGCGACCGACUCGGAUUCGAAGCGUCAGGACAGCUUAUUGACGAUCGGCGUUGAUCGUUCGUCCAACCUGAUCAGUCUGGCGCAACACAACUUCGGCACGACCUCGAACGAUGAUGCCACCAAAUCCCUAUCCAGCGUCGCCGGGCGACGUCAAGAGGUGGCUGUGGGGGAUGCGAUCCGCUCAUCGCUGCGCAGCGCUCUCUUCGAUUACGCCAUCAGCAUCGCCACCAUCCACCACUUUUCCACGUGGGAGCGAAGACGUGCUUCUGUGCAGGAGAUGAUUCGACUCAUCGCACCCGUGUACUCUGUCACGACUCUGCAUCCAUCCGUCGUCUCGACGGAUCAAGAUCCUCGCAUGGAAGGCGGGGUGGGCAGUGGAAGGUUCAUGAUCUUCGUCUGGGCUCUCGAGCAGAAAGAUGAAGGCAAACGACAGUUUCAAGCCGACGAUCCGAAAUCGCUUGGUGAGAAGCGAGAGAUUCACGAUCCGAAUCAUGAAAAGAGCAAGGAUCGUUUGGUAUCCUACAGUGGGUUGCAGAACGUGCUUGGUACGGAAGCGGACGCAAAGGUGACUGAUGAUCAGGACGUACUCGUUCCAUGGGUGUUGACGACGGCAAAUGCCAAGAAGAAACCGAAAGAACGCAAAAGCGGCAAGGGUAGGAAGAAGGACCAGGCCAUCGAAGAGGGAAUGUCAGGCUUGAACAUCACCCCCGAUGCAGGACAGGCAGAGCACGCGGAGAAGCCAGAGGAGGACAGUGCGAGACCAGUGUACAACAGGUACUACCACAUGUUCCGUUCCGGCGAGCUCGAAGCUCUGGUCGAAGAUGCAGCGAGGACGAUGCCUGCAGUGCAUCGACGUGAUGGCAAGGUGGAGGAAGUCGAGGUGAGGGAAACCAGUCCCUUCGAUGACGAUGACGAACAGCAAAUGAUGUGA
Messenger RNA from Pseudozyma hubeiensis SY62, 3507 nucleotides. RefSeq lists its product as hypothetical. Gene Ontology annotation, biological process: tRNA wobble uridine modification. Bases 1 to 3507 code for a protein of 1168 amino acids. Lineage: Eukaryota; Fungi; Basidiomycota; Ustilaginomycetes; Ustilaginales; Ustilaginaceae. Gene Ontology annotation, cellular component: cytoplasm; nucleus. Gene Ontology annotation, molecular function: tRNA binding. The transcript has 3 exons. The record is from RefSeq and is a predicted model, not a curated record.